CGCUGAGAAUUUUUGCCGUUCUGCAGAAAUGUGUGAUGUUUCUAACGAUUGCGAAAUUAUUUCGUAAUUAUUAAAUAAUGAGGUAUAAGUAGAUUAUUUCCUAGCAAGUUUGCAAUUUCGUUACGGAAUUAAAAGAGUACGGUAGUUAUAAAAUAGGAAGAUUUGAAGAGAUAUAUUUAGAAAUGGGCAACAUUCAUACUGUGGGACCAAACGAAGCUCUUAUAGUGUCGGGAGGAUGUUGUGGCUCUCAAAACAAAACCAUGAUUGUUGGUAGCUGGGCAUGGGCUUGGUGGCUAGUAACUGAUGUUCAAAGGCUCUCUUUGGAAGUAAUGACUUUAAAUCCAAGAUGUGAGCAUGUAGAAACUGCCCAAGGUGUUCCUCUUACUGUAACUGGAGUAGCACAAUGUAAAGUAAUGAGGGAAAAAGAAUUUCUUUCCACUGCAGCUGAACAGUUUUUAGGCAAAGAAGUUGAACAUAUUAAAAGUGUUAUACUACAAACUUUAGAAGGUCAUCUAAGAGCAAUUUUGGGUACCUUGUCUGUGGAAGAAGUAUACAGGGAUAGAGAUCAGUUUGCCUCACUGGUUCGAGAUGUGGCAGCACCAGAUGUUGGGAGAAUGGGAAUUGAAAUUUUGAGUUUCACAAUUAAAGAUGUUUUUGAUAAAGUUGAAUAUUUAGCAUCAUUAGGAAAAUCUAGAACUGCUGCUGUCAAACGAGAUGCAGACAUUGGGGUUGCUCAAGCAGAAAGAGAUGCUGGAAUAAGAGAAGCUGAAUGUGAAAAAUCAUCUAUGGAUGUGAAAUAUGGAGCAGAUACUAAAAUUGAAGAUUCUCAUCGUUUAUAUCAACUACAAAAGGCAAAUUUUGAUGGAGAAGUCAACUCAAGGAAAGCUGAAGCACAGUUAGCAUAUGAACUUCAAGCUGCAAAAAUGAAGCAGAAAAUAAGGAGUGAAGAAAUAGAAAUAGAUGUUGUUGAAAGAAGAAAGCAAAUUGAUGUAGAAGAAAAAGAGAUAGCUCGAAAGGAAAAAGAACUCACUGCUACAAUUCGUCUUCCAGCGGAGGCAGAAGCUUACAGAUUAGAAAUGAUUGCACAGGGGAAAAGAACACAGACAGUUGAGGUUGCAAGAGCUGAUGCAGAAAAAAUUAAAAUGAUUGGUGGAGCUGAAGCUUAUGCAAUUGAAGCAGUUGGUAAAGCAGAAGCUGAGCAAAUGAGAAUGAAAGCAGCUGCUUAUAAACAGUAUGGAGAUGCAGCUAUCACAAGUUUAAUAUUAGAUUCCUUACCUAAGGUAAAAAUAUGUAUCCUAUAUAUUUUGGAAACUAUUUAUAAUCUAUAAAAAAUUUAGAAAUGU
Molecule: messenger RNA, 1343 nt
Organism: Centruroides sculpturatus (bark scorpion)
Lineage: Eukaryota; Metazoa; Arthropoda; Arachnida; Scorpiones; Buthidae
Product: flotillin-2-like
Exons: 7
Coding region: 183-1328 (381 amino acids)
Biological process (GO): regulation of myoblast differentiation; protein localization to plasma membrane
Cellular component (GO): plasma membrane
Source: RefSeq, a predicted model, not a curated record